AUGAAGAAAAAUGCUACUUCUAGGGCUAUGUAUGCCCGAGUGAAAGAGCUAUUCGGCGAUAAUAGUAGCACCGUUAACGUUGUUGAUGGAUAUGGACAGACUCCGCUGUAUUAUGCAGUACAGAGGAAGCCUGAUCAGGACGCACGGGAGCUCACUAGAAGGCUCAUUGAGGAGUUCGGUUUGGAAGCCAACCAUAAGGACCAGAUGCUGCAGACUCCUCUGUUCUAUGCUGCUCUAGUGGGAAACACGGCUACUUGUGAAUUGUUAGUGGAUAAGGGCGCGGAGGUCGACCCGUUGGAUACGAAUAAACAGACUCCAUUGUUUUACGCGGUGAGGGAAGGACACUUGCAUUGCACUCGAGCGCUGGUUACGGUACAUGGGGCAAAGGCUGAUAUAGUGGACCAUACUGGACAGCCACCUCUGUUCUAUGCGGCGAGGGAGAACCGCGUGGAGAUGUGCAAGAUGUUGAUUGAGGAGCUUGGAGUUUAUGCGGCCCAACGUGAUGCGAAGGGGAAAGACGCGAAGUUCUUCGUCAAGGACAAUGACAUGCUGUACGAAUGGGAAGGGUUGCUCUAG
Perkinsus marinus ATCC 50983 is the source of this 576-nucleotide messenger RNA. RefSeq names its product Ankyrin repeat domain-containing protein, putative. The record is from RefSeq and is a predicted model, not a curated record. Gene Ontology annotation, molecular function: protein binding. The coding region runs from base 1 to 576 and encodes 191 amino acids. Lineage: Eukaryota; Perkinsozoa; Perkinsida; Perkinsidae. The transcript is spliced from 5 exons.